This is a messenger RNA of Stegastes partitus (bicolor damselfish), 3162 nucleotides long. It is a transcript of the gene klf1, whose product is annotated as Kruppel like factor 1 (erythroid). The coding region runs from base 222 to 1328 and encodes 368 amino acids. Gene Ontology annotation, molecular function: DNA-binding transcription factor activity, RNA polymerase II-specific; RNA polymerase II cis-regulatory region sequence-specific DNA binding. Gene Ontology annotation, biological process: regulation of transcription by RNA polymerase II. The record is from RefSeq and is a predicted model, not a curated record. The transcript is spliced from 3 exons. NCBI's taxonomy places the organism in Eukaryota, Metazoa, Chordata, Actinopteri, Pomacentridae.
AGGAGGGAAAGAUAGCGCAAGGAGGAAUAAAACUAAAAGGAGACAGAAGGUUUAGCGAGAACUGAGUAGACUGUAAGUGGGACGACAGGCCUUUCCGUUAGCUCAGGGCAAGACAGUCAUGUUAAAAAAAAUUUAAAAAGAAGGAAAAAAAAUCCAAAAAGAAACAAGAAACUUCACUGUUAUUGUUGUUUGUUGCACCUGCCUCCAUAUCAAAGUGCUUGAUGGCUGUUACCCAGGCUGUGCUCCCGUCCUUCAGCUCGUUCUCCAACCUCUCUCACUCCAGUGACAAUAUGAAAGUGUGGAAGUCUGAUGGAGGCUCUCUUCCUUUGGACCCUCCGAGCAGCAAACUGUCACCAAGCAGCUCUGAGCAGCUGCAGGUCUCUCAACAAAUGGCAGAGGAGCUCCUGGAUGAUGACAGCCAAGCAUCUUGGGACAUUGAGUUCCUGCUGUCAGACUGGAGCAGCCCUUCGCCUGACCUCAACCCCUCUCUGGACAGCAACACCCAGCGGCUCCCACAGCUCGACCCAAGCAGAGUGUACCAUGAGGCGGCCAUGUUUAAGGACCAAGCAGGGCAGGAAGGUCUGCAGAUGAACAGUGGGAGCCUCAUGGCUGAGCUCCUGUCACCUCCUGAGGCCACCACAGUCCAGCCAGAGCUGUACCACAGAGGUUAUAGUGACGACCAAACAGGUCGGACUUCAUUUCCUAAUGUACAUAAUGUAAAUCAGUUUGACUUCCCCCAUGGAGGAAAUAUGGACGCGCACGGCAGAGGAAGCAUCAGUAAGGUCACAUCAUGGGACUUCAACCCCUACUAUCCCCAGCAGCUCCCCUCCAUGAUGACCUUCCCUGACAGCAGGUUCAUGCUACCUCAAGCUGUGACCCCAGACCCCCGACACUACACCUACAUGCCCCACUUUAAUCACAACGCCAGCCUUUUCUGUGACUACACCCACAGCCAGGCCGCUGGACAUUUGUCCCUUCACCCUCAGCCCCUGCUGGUCGGACCCCAGCUGCCCCCUGGUGGGGUGGAGGGGAAGCGUGGCAGGAGAGCGACAGGGAAAAAGAGGCCCGCCAUCCACAGCUGUGAAUAUCCCGGCUGCAGCAAGACCUACACCAAGAGCUCUCACCUCAAGGCUCACCUUCGCACUCACACAGGGGAGAAGCCUUACCACUGUUCAUGGGAGGGCUGCAGCUGGAAGUUUGCCCGCUCAGACGAGCUGACGCGUCACUACCGCAAGCACACAGGUCAAAAACCCUACGAGUGUCUGCUGUGUCAGAGGGCCUUCUCUCGCUCAGACCAUCUGGCUCUGCACAUGAAGAGACACACCUGAAGCUCACACAUGCACAUAAAAAUACAAAGCUCUGCCAUUUAAACAACUUAUGACUGAAUCUGGGACUUGGACACACUGCCAUGUUGUCAUUUCCAAAAAUGUUUUGUCUGUUUUGGGUUUAUUUAAAAAAACAAAUGACUCAGUUCAAAUUCCAAAGCCUUAACAUUCACUUGAUAUCCACAAAUGAUAAAUACCGUUUGUAGAAAGCAUCAAAAGAUGCAGCAGAAUGAGAAAUAUCAUAUUUUAACCAAUAUUAUCCAUAAACCAACUAGACAGCCAACAGGUGAGUCAGAGAUCUGGGUUUGUGAAGAGCAUAAUUGCCAUAGACUAUAUAAAAGAUGGAUGACAUCACCCACACAUUUGUAGACCAUUAAGUCUUGAGUUAGAAUUUGGCCAUCAACUUGUUGGUCUUUAGAAACCAGAGAUGACAAGUGAGGGAAUCUGACUGAGGACUUCAGGUCACUUUGCACACCCAUAUAAUAGCAACUUUUCGAUCACAAGGUUGCCACAUUCUAAAUAAUAUCCUGUUUUAUCUUCCAUUUUCCUCUAAAUCAGACCAUAAUUUCAGAUAUGAGCAUUAUGCUGUAGUCAAGGAGACCUGAAACUAGCAAAUGAGACCAUAUAUCCAUUUGGAGAAUUUUCAGAGGUGACAAAUCAAGUGAGAAAGAAGGUUUUUCUCAUUGAGUUCAAUACAAUCUGACUUAUUUUCCAGAGGAGUUGCCCCCUGGUGGUUGCUAGAAAAGAUGCAGGUUUUAGGCACUUCUGAACUGGCUUUAUGAUGUGGCCUCUAGCAACCAAUAGGAAGAGGCUAGAGGUCAGUUAAGCUAGCUUGUCUGAUGUUAAGUGAAGUAAUGUCAUUUUAAUUGAUAAUUUAUCUGAUCGUUUUCAGCUUGAUCCAACUUUAUUCACAAAUGCAGCAGUGAACAGAUUUUGAUGUUCAAAAUUGGUGCAUUUCCAUUUUAAUGUUAGAGUCAAGGCUUUUAAAAUUAAUUCCCUAUGAUCUCAAACUGUUCAUUUGAACACUGUCAAUAGACACAAUGUUGAAACAUAUUACAGUGAAAUUUAAAGACUUGCCUGCCACACAGAUUUAUACUUAUAGGACCUUUAAUGGUGUAAUGAUUCCCCUUAUAAGCAGCACAACGAUGUGCCCGACUCCAAUCCUCAUCCUAAACUUACUCCUAAACAUAGACACAAACACAAAAACCAAGACCUACUUAUUCAACCAACUGAAAAACUGGCAAGAUGUCCUCGCUCUUAAGGUCUAAAAAUUGAUCCUCUAGAAGUGCAAGCAGCUACAAUACAAGACCAUAUACUUAUAAUUUAAAGACAGCGUGUAUAAAGCAAAGCAAUAAAGGUCACUUCGACAAACACUGUACACACUGUGGGCAUCUAUACAGCGGCAUGUGAACACUAACAAAAUAACUUAAUGUGGGUUAUAAUACAACACACAGUAAUAUAUCCAGUAGGAGCUCACAGCUUACUGAUGAAGUAACAAAGCUUUAAUUAAAUACGCCAUAAAGUCCAUGUUAAAUGUAGGGUUAUGUAUUUUUUCUAUUUGUUCAUAAGUUUUAAUUUAAGAAAAAAAUGCAUGUAUGCCUUUUUCUUUCUCUUUUCUCUAAGUUUUCAAAGCUGUACAUAAUUUGCAUCUUUCUCAGCUGUUUAUCUUCAUCUGAAAAUGAGUAGCAUAUUUAUUAUCGUGAUCUUUUAUAUCAAAAGAAGACUCUAUAAUAUUGUACAAUGUUUAAAUAUUUUCAAAAAAGUGCUUUAAGGUCUUUCAUGUGUUGUUACUGUCAUUGUAAUUCCCAAAAUAAAGACUUCUAAUGCUGUAAAACUA